GCGCUGCAUCAGUAACAGCUGAAGUUCAGUUAAAAGCGAGCGACAUACCGGGAGCGAGUGAACGAACUCCAAUACACCCGAACAAGCUUGCGCUUGCGCCGGUCGAAAAUAACCCAACGGAGGGCGCUCGCUCCCCUCUUCUUUUGUUCCUAUUUUGAAAUUCAAAAAAUAGAUUCGAAGGGUGUUUCGGGAUGCGCGUGAGUCAGUGACGGACGGCGCGCCGGCGCGUGCGCAGCUUCCGCCGCGGAAAUUCGGUUUUAAAUUCCGGGAUACCGGCUCUUUUUAAGUGUUGAGUGGCUGUGUUGCUGGAUUUGAUGUGGUGAUGUGAAUUGUGAUUUUUCAAUGUUAUCGGAAAUUUUCAAUAUUUGGAUCCAUGCAAAUUUCAUCAAGGAUUGCCCUCGACCAACGAACGAAUAAUUCCUCCAAAAUUAGUCAAAACAAGUUCCUAAUAGUUUAGUUAGUAUGAAUAUCUACAAUUCCAACGAAUUCCUGCACAGUGCUGGCGUGAGCCGGCACAUGCAAGCGACAGGGGAGACUCCGUCGCAAAAAACUAGUAUGAAACGGCGGUCCUGUGAAGUCCCUUUAGGAGAUAUAUCUUCAAACAAUUUCAAAGUAUCUCUAGGGGAUCUUAGUUCUAGUGAAGGACCUAGUUACGACUGUCGAUCGUUGCGUUCGGUAAAAUCCGAGGAUGCCCGAUCGGUUCGUAGCUACCGGCCCAUAGAUAGUCGUAGCUACAAAAAUUUUCGGUCAUCUCUGGCUGAUAUUUCUGGGUACUCUUUAUCGAGACCUCCUAGUUAUGAUCAGCUGUCGAGGCGGUCGUUAGUCGAGGGGCCGGAUGGGCAAGGGAUCACGUCGAGCAUCGAAGGGGUCUUGUGGUCUGACGAAGAGGAAACGGAGUAUUUCUACCAUGAAAAUAUUACGUCUGCUUGGAAUCAAGACUUGGCGGCGAUACGGCAGCUGCUGGAGAGCGAGACGGGCGGCACGACAUGCCCCAGCUGUAACAUGCCCUUUGACAAGGGCAAGAAGAGGAAACUGAUCGACACUUGCGGGCAUGAGCGGUGCUACUCGUGCAUGUUCCGGAACGAGGCGUGUCCGUCGUGCGCGAGGAACAGCCAAGCCCAGCGGCGGCCCGUGAUGGAGAGGUACACGCCGUCGCCGCAGCGGCAGGAGCCCGAGUGGCAGUCCCCGCUGCGCCUGCCCAAGCCGCCCAAGCAGCCCUCCAGUCUGGCGCAGUCCUGCCCCACGCCGCCGCACACCAGGAGAAGAUUCUUCCUCAGCCCGAAAUCGCUGCGCAGCCCUUUCGGGCAGCGCGCGCGCCACUCUCACGACAACCACGUGCCCCUCUCCGGCUUGCCGGAGGAAGGUCCGAGGAACGCGGCGUGGCAUAGCCUGGUCUUCAAUAAGAUCAGGUCGCUGUGGUCCACGCACUCGUCCGUGCCGCAAGGACUCAACCAACUUACAGAUGAUGAAGGAGGUCACAUAAAGCAGGCCGGAUAUGAGUCGAGGAGACAGAAUGACUUGUAUAUGCGACUCGGCCUGCUUCUGGGUGAAAGACGCGGUGCCAGGAAUAAGGCUAGAGAUAGCUGCACAUCACUGGCUUCUCUAGAUGCACAUACUUUGGCAUCGCAUAAUACUAGCCCUGUAUCAACCCUCACGGGAUCCUCUGAGGUGGAGGUGGCGACCCCCCUGGGCCGCGACUCUCUCGGCUCUCUGGCGUCCAUGUCGCUGUCAGCAGCCAGCAACUGCUCCUCAUCCAGCCCUGGCAGCAGGAGGCAUUCCGUCAACACGCUCCAAAGCGGCAGAUCAGAUGAACUAACACGAAUGUCCAGUGGAUUCUUUAAAACAAGGAAAACAGCUGCAAGACGCUCAGCAAGAGUCAACAGCAAACAAUCUUCAUCAUCAUCAGAAAUCAAAAAAGUUCAUCCAUCGCCACAGUUGACGCUACGACCGUUGUUCUUCGAAGUACCGUCUACUGACAACCAGACAUUCUUCUGCGGACGACAUUGGCUCAUGAGGGACAUGGAGAAAGCUUUAGAUUCCAGCUCUGCAGGUAUCCUGGUAUCUGGUUGUCCGGGCACGGGGAAGACAGCUCUGAUCCUGCAGCUGGUCGAAUACUCCUGCUUUGGCAGGAAAAGGAACUGCGAGUAUGAGGAGUUGAGAGAACAGUCAGACAUCAGGGAGAUGCUGCCAGAGGAACUGACCAUUGGAAUGUUCACCCACUUGGCCUCACACGUUGUAGCUUAUCAUUUUUGUCAGGCCGAUAACAACAGUACGUGCCUCGUGGGUGAAUUUGUGCACUCUCUAGCAGCACAACUCUGCCAAGCACCAAGACUUCAAGCUUACAGAGAGUAUCUUCUGAGUGAAGCACAUCUCCUCGCCUGUCUGUCACUAAAGGAAUGCAUCGCAGACCCAGACCUGGCCUUCAUGAGAGGCAUAAUCGAACCUCUCACAAUCCUCCGAAGAAACGGGAGCAUCGAUUCUUCAAACAGCAUAAUCUUAGUCGAUGGGCUCUGUGAAGCCGAGUACCACAGACCAGACCAUGGUUACACCAUUGCGUCUUUCUUAGCAAAACACAUACCUGAAAUGCCCACCUGGCUCAAGGUCGUUGCCACAGUGCGAACACAAUUCUUAGAGCUAACCAAACAGUUGCCUUACAACAGGCUAAGUUUGGAUGAAUCUGACAAUGUUCACAAAGAUCUCUUGGAGUAUUUCAACACGAGACUCCAAGCCGCGCCAAUUAUAGAGACGAAUAUCAAAUGUUCGACAGGAAAGUCCGAAGGUGUUCACAAUUCAGUGAUGAAGUUCGCUCAGUACGUGCUUCAUCUUAGCCAAGGCUCGUUUUUGUUCCUAAAAUUAAUUCUAGAUUUACUCGAGAGGAGCCACAUCGUAGUAAAAUCAACAAAUUACAAAGUCGUGCCUAUAUCACUGGCACAAAUAUUCUUGUUGCAAUUUAACCUACGAUUCCCUACGGUGCAAUCCUUUGAGAAAGUGACCCACAUCUUAAGCGUGUGCUUGGCUGCUUUAUAUCCCCUUACGUUGGUAGAAAUUUAUUACUCAGUUAAUUCAUUACUGGUGAACACUUUUAUGCCAUGGGACGAAUUCUGCCACCGAUUCGAAUCCCUCACAGAUUUCCUUGUGAAGAGGAUCGACAAUACCUACAUGUUCUUCCACCCUUCGUUCAGGGAAUGGUUGAUUAGAAGAGACGAUAAUGAGAGCCCUAAAUUCCUCUGUGAUUUAAGAGCCGGUCACUGUGGUAUCGCAUUUAGACUAUCCAGGGUACAAGCACCUUUAGAUUCAGAGAAGACUAUGGAAUUGGGCCAUCACAUUUUGAAGGCGCAUAUGUACAGAAACCUAGGACCAGCACAGUUGGGUCUAUGUCCAAGAGAUUUGCAGGCAAUGAUGGUUGCCACAAGUUCGUCCAGUGUUGGAGAAGCAAUAGCCAACUUAAGAAAUAUUUACACUCCAAAUGUUAAAGUAUCUCGUCUCAUGCUGUUAGCUGGUGGGUCACCUAACCAAGUAACUGAUUGUCUUGGAGGUGCACCAUUACUUUGCAUGUAUUCAUAUCAAGGAAUAUUGGCGAUGGUUGGUCUUUUGAUCGAAUUUGGAGCUGAUAUGGAAAUGACUAACUCUCAAGGGUGUACUGCGUUGUCUUUGGCAUGUCAGAGAGGACACACCGAUGUUGCAAGACGACUUAUAGCUGCUGGUGCAUCCUUAAGUCACACUGACACUGCUGAACAGACUCCACUUGUACAUGCAGCUAAGAAUGGCCACAGGGAUACAGUUAUCUACCUUCUGGGCUGUCAAACUGGAAGAGACGAUAGGAACUCCUUGGAUCUCGACGAUGAUAAUAUUGAACAGCUCGUGCCUGGAUCACGACACGCACUAAUCGCUGCAGCUCAGAAUGGACAUUUAGAUAUUGUUGAAUAUCUACUGGAUACUGCUGAAUUAAUACCUGACGGAAUCUGCCCAGUAACGGGGGAGACUGCGCUCACAGCCGCCUGUUCAUCAGGCAACGCGGCUAUAGCUGACGCUCUCCUCAUCAGAGGAGCAACACCAUAUUCCUUGAAUGCCAGACAGCUCUCACCAUUGGCAUUAGCCGCUAAGAAUGGCAGAUCAGCUUUAGUAUCGAGGCUAAUGGAUUCCGGAGCUGAUGUAAUGGGCUCUGGUGGGAAGAUACCCUUGAUCCUGGCUGCGGCUGAAGGACAUGCUGAUGUAGUUGAAAUGUUAUUAGAAAAUGGUGCUGAUCCCGAUGCAGUAGAUGCUGAUGGUAUAUCACCACUAGGUUGGGCGUGCCUCCGUUCAAGAAUACCAACAAUGAUGGUUCUUCUCGACAAAGGCGCUACUAUAGAUCAACCCGACGGCAGCGGCAGAACACCAUUGGGACUUGCUUGUGGAGGCCCAUCAGAGCUUGUGGAUAUAUUGCUGGAAAGAGGGGCCUCAUUGGAAAGAGUGGAUCACAGUGGGCUUAGGCCAUUAGAUCGAGCUAUUGGACAAAGGAAUGUUCCCGUCGUUAAUUGUUUCCUGAGGAAAGGCGCUAAGCUCGGUCCGACUACAUGGGUUAUGGCUUCAGGCAAACCAGAAUUCAUGCUCAUAUUGCUAAACAAGUUGCUAGAAGACGGGAACAUGUUAUACCGAAAGAACAGGCCAUCAGAAGCCGCCCACCGAUACCAGUACGCAUUGAAGAAGAUCAACCCACUGAUCAGUGAUGAGGGGUUAACGACGCCGACCACUCAGCCAGUGCCCGCGGAACACGUGUCAGCGUUCGUGCAGCUAAAGACCAACCUGCUACUGAAUCUGUCGCGGUGUAAGAGGAAGUUAAAUGAACCAUCAGAAGCUUUAGACUUAGCUGCUCGAGCGUCAGGCUUGCGUCCGAAUGCCUUCGAGUGUGCUUACGCAAUGGCCCGCGCUAUCCUUGCGCUCAACAAGCCUUCAGAGGCCCUUCCCCACGCCAGGAGGGCCCUACUCCUCGCUCCCACCACAGAUCUCUCCGCCAUAAGAACGCUAAAGGCUCUACAACAGGAGAUUUUGACAAGGAUCAACACUGGGUCCCACAGUCUAAACGGUGACACUCGAUCCAUGAGAAAUUUUGACACGAUUAGUCUUAACAUGCCAUAGAGCGACAUUGUGAACCAGGUUGUAUGUACAAAAAAUAGAUAGGAUCAUUCGGUGUAAACCCAAAUCAUAACCCAUCGAUUUUAUUGUAAUGUUUUGUCACACUUUCCAUAUUAAGUACUAUCUUAUUCAACCAAUUUCUUUGCAAUAUGUUAUGUAUUCUUUGAUAUUGUUAUUAUAAAUAUUAAAGAUAUUUUUCUUUUUAUACCGAUAACUAUAUAUCUGUUUUAUCUUAGAUAUUUCACAUAGUAAUUCUCUGUAGAAUUAUUAUGAUUGUAAAUAGUCUAUGGAAACUCGAACGAACGAUUUAUUAUAGGAACCUUUAUUUUAUCUGUAUAAAAGAUCCGAUUAUCCUUAAUGCUGUUAUUUUAUCUUUUAAUUAUUGUUUUACAAUAAUAACUAUAUUAUUACCCCUUACCAGUAAUCUGUGAAUGAAAUUGCUUUUACAAUAGAUGAAUACUUUAUGUAAAUUGUCGGUCAACUAACCAUAAUUACUAUGUAGUUUUGGAUGCAAUUAAUUAAAAAUCGAAUCUUUUUGUAAUAAAUAAUGAGUGAAAUGUAUCUAGAAAUAAAAUCCCAGAAUUCACUGUGACGUAAUUACUUGUAAAUAUGUAAUUCCUCCUAUUACAAAGUAAGGUUUUUGACAAUGUACAGCGUCUUAGUGUUGUAGCCUCGAAUAUGUUUAUAAAUAUUAAUCGCUUGCCAUUUUUUAUUCAAUGCUUUAAUUUUUUGUCGUUAUAGAUAUUUGGUGCCUUGUGACCUUCUUUUAAAACCUUUGCAAUCUUUUUGUUAUUUUAUUCAUUUGAGUUAAACUCAUGUGCCCAUUUUCUUGCUUACCUAUUUAUAAUUUAUUGAAAGUAGUAAAAGAGUGAGUUCAAAGUUAUAGAGAGAAUUAGGAAUGAUAAAUUGUGUAAUGGAUUUUUGUUUGUUUGUUUGUGUUGGAUGUAUCUAUAUAAAAAGAGUGAUGUAUGUUAUAUAAUUAAACUAGUUUAUAAAUAAUUUUAUUUAUUUUUGAAUCCUUAAAAGUGCAUAGCCGUACAUUUGUCACAGUAUGUAAAACAAGUGUUUAUUAAUUUAUAAUAAUGGUUUUAAAUCUAUGUAAUGUAAUAUUAAAUGUUUUUGUUACAUUCAUAAUUUAAUUAAGUUACAAUUUUAUAAAAGUAACUAGAAAAUAUAUCACACAUAAAAUUGUAAAAUAAUUUUGCAGUGGCCUUCGCCGUUUCAAUCGCUACAGAAUAAAAAAACAUUUUGAAUGUCAAAAUAAAACUUGGCCAAAUUAUUGAAAAUUUUCUUAAGACUGACGAUAAAAUAUGGUGGAAAUUAUAAAUGAAACAAUUACUUAUAGCUAUGAUAGAGUAGUAAGAAAUAAUUUAAGUACAAUAGUUACUCAGGCAGUACAUAUUAUGAUUGUAUUAAAUAUUUUUUUUCAUAUUGCUUCAA
Trichoplusia ni (cabbage looper) is the source of this 6552-nucleotide messenger RNA. It is a transcript of the gene rols, whose product is annotated as protein TANC2. The transcript has 18 exons. NCBI's taxonomy places the organism in Eukaryota, Metazoa, Arthropoda, Insecta, Lepidoptera, Noctuidae. The coding region runs from base 463 to 5115 and encodes 1550 amino acids. Gene Ontology annotation, molecular function: protein binding. The record is from RefSeq and is a predicted model, not a curated record.